AAAUCUAUUAGCCACAGGAACCUUUUUUCCCCCCACGUGUUUGCUGUAACUGACAGACACAGCUAUCCUUCAGGAACUGGAAUCAAAGCUCUCCAAAGGGUUUUCAACUUUUCAUCACAGCUGAGGAAAUGGAAAUGACGAAUGCGGAAUGGGACUGCUUAGAGCAAGCAAGCGGGUCAAUGGAUGAACAGCGUCAUACAUCUCAGAAAAAAGUUCUCCGUGUCCUUCAGUUCAUCCAAGGGAAGCAUGUUCUCAUUCUCUGGGCCAUGUUGGGCAUUAUCUUUGUGGUUUUUACAGCUCUUCUCUCUCAGAUCCUCAGCAAUAACUCAGAGAUGUCCAAAGAUAUCAACAGGAUGAAUGCUCAGUGGUUACAGAGGUCCAAUAACAUGUCUGGAACCAUUUUGAAAAUUGAGUCAGAAUCCAAGAAAGAGCUGUCAUAUCUCCAGGAAUCUGUGGGUGCUCUGAAGGGAGAAGGGAAUUUGAUAGCCCCAGUUCUAGAAGAAUUGACUGAGAUGGAAAGGGAGAAUGGUAAAAUUGUCAAAGACGUAACACAAAUGAGGGAAGAGUUACAAAGCUUCGCAGUUGCUCUGAUGGCAAAAGGGAAUUCGACAGCCUCAGUGCUAGAAGAACUGGCUGCGAUGAAGAAGGAGAAUGGAAGAAUUGCCAAAGACAUAACACAAAUGAGGGAAGAGUUGCAAAGCUUCACAGUUUCUGUGACGACAAACAGGACUUGGUCUCCCUCUGUGCUAGAAGAACUGGCUGAACUGAAAAGGGAAAAUGGUAGAAUUACCAAAGAUGUGCUACAGGUACUGGAAGAGUUGCGUAACUUCACAGAGCUCGUCUGCACCAGGUGUCCAGAAAAUUGGCUGACGUUUCAGCGAAGCUGCUACUUCUUUUCUACACUACGCAAACCCUGGAGGGCUGCCAACAAGUCUUGUGAGAAUGAAGGGGGUCACCUGGUUAUUAUUAACCAUUGGGCAGAACAGAAGUUUUUAUUAAACCAACUAGCCAAUGAACAGGUGUUUUGGAUUGGCCUAAGUGACAUUGACAAGGAACAGAAGUGGAUCUGGGUAGAUGGCACUCCCUUAUCUAUCUCCUUCUGGGGGGCCGGAGAACCCAAUGAUGCUGGACAUGGCGAGGACUGUGCUACGCUGCUCUUCAAUGGGAAGUGGAAUGAUGCAGUGUGUUCUUCAGUGGACUACUGGAUCUGCGAGCGGAGAUGCUAGUCAAGAUUUCCUGUCUACGCAACACCUCUACUCCAACUUGAGGGAACCACUGGCUGUAUAACACCCCGGAGGUUAUUUUAGGGCAUGGGGGGCUUAUUUGCUAUCAUCACGGGCAUGCGGCAUCUCACAUUCUGAAAAGGUUGAUUAGUUUAUAGUCAUUGAGUAGCCAUCCUCACCUGUUUCCGUCCUUUCAUUUUCUGAAGCCUCCCCUAGAAUGCUUGACUGCAAAUUCUGCUUCAUGCUCUGUCAAACAAACAAACAUUUAAUUUCACUUUGUAUCACUUCAAACCUCCCUUAUGCAAAUCAGUCACGUCGUGUCUGUUCUGAAGCAUGGUAGCUGCAGGAUUCUCUUUGAAUUUCACUUAAGUUGCAUCUGCUAGUGCAGUUGCUGCUUCUGCUGCAUUGGGAGAACACCUGCGCUGAAUUUAUGUGCACAUAUAUACCUAUUUACAUGCCUGUUUGGGUGCAGGUGCUACCAAGUGUGAAUGUCCCAGAGUAUAUGAUAGAAUGUAUCUGCAGGGAUCUGUGUUUUUGUGUGAAUAUUAGCGUAUAUCCUCUGUGAGGAGGAUUCCCACCCCGCACAUAUAUUUAGCUGGUAAGUGAGAUCUCCUUUUCAUCUUUCCCGGAUGCAAAAUCACAGAAACAGUUUGUGUGGGCAGCGCUUCAUUGGGUCUGGCUGUUGAAGGGAUGAGAACAAAUAGACACACAGAUAUAGCUGGGAUACUAAAUUGGCCACAACUUUAUUGACUCACUUGAAUAGGCUUGGCAGUGGCAUAGGGCGAGGAUCCUGUCAUUGGCCAGCCUAUCUGCUGACUGAUUCCCUUUCCUGGCCUGAAUUCCAGCAAUACUGGUGAUGGAUGGAAAGGCCAGGGCCACACCACAGCAUGGAUCACGAAUGUGCACCCCUUUCCACCACCCCAGUCUUGGCCAGUUUGCAGCCUCUAUGCUGGUCUGGUCUUGGUGCCACGUCCACAAAAUCCCUUAUGGGAACCCUCACCAUGGGAGAGCUGGGAGUCCAAUCCCACUUCCCCCUUGCCAGUGGAUCCAGCCCAAUGUCUAUCAUGCCUAUGUAACUUGUGAUAAAUGUUCUAAAAUUUAUCCUGAACUCCCUCCUGAACUCCUGUUCCUUGUGUGUCAUGUCUUUAUUAGACUGUAAGCCUGAGGGCAGGGGCUGUCUUUUUU
Molecule: messenger RNA, 2408 nt
Organism: Elgaria multicarinata webbii
Lineage: Eukaryota; Metazoa; Chordata; Lepidosauria; Squamata; Anguidae
Product: C-type lectin domain family 17, member A-like
Exons: 10
Coding region: 129-1226 (365 amino acids)
Molecular function (GO): signaling receptor activity
Source: RefSeq, a predicted model, not a curated record